This is a messenger RNA of Exophiala dermatitidis NIH/UT8656, 3032 nucleotides long. RefSeq names its product nuclear distribution protein PAC1. The transcript has 3 exons. Gene Ontology annotation, molecular function: microtubule plus-end binding; dynein complex binding. Gene Ontology annotation, cellular component: microtubule associated complex; nuclear envelope; cytoplasmic microtubule. NCBI's taxonomy places the organism in Eukaryota, Fungi, Ascomycota, Eurotiomycetes, Chaetothyriales, Herpotrichiellaceae. The coding region runs from base 253 to 1617 and encodes 454 amino acids. The record is from RefSeq and is a predicted model, not a curated record. Gene Ontology annotation, biological process: establishment of mitotic spindle orientation; nuclear migration; vesicle transport along microtubule.
GAGAUACCUUCACAUUAGUCUCUCCUGGGCCUUGCAGACAACUGAGUUAGCCAUGCCCAACCCUGGCGGCUCUUCCCAAUUAUCUGGAUGAAGAGCUGAAUUUCUCGAUUGAGGUUUUCACUUCAGUGUCGACACCUUCGUCGAUAUGGUAGUUUGUUGCCAGAGCACAACAAAUCAAGAAGGGCUCUCAAGGAGGGCGUACUUGCUCUCUACGUACCCACGAGGCCAGUUUGCACUUGUGCUACUAUAAACAUGAGUCAUCUGUUGUCGAGCAGACAAGCUGAAGAACUGCACAAGUCAACUAUUGCAUACCUGUUGGCGAACAAUUUUCCAAAAUCUGCCGCUGCGCUUCGAGCAGAGCCGAACCUCGGCGAAGAUGUCUUCAAUGACACUAUGGUGAAAAAAUACGAAACGUUGCUGGAGAAAAAAUGGACAAGUAUUGCGAGGUUGCAGAAAAAGAUCAUGGACCUGGAGUCCAAAAUUACGGCAUUACAAUCCGAGCUCGACAGUGCAACGCCCAGCUCCCUCUCGAGGCGCUACCAAGAUCCCGCUUCCUGGCUUCCUAGGUCUCCUCGAUAUACUCUGGAAUCGCAUCGAGACACUAUAAAUUGCAUUGCUUUCCAUCCCAUAUUCUCAUCCCUUGCCUCCGGCUCUGAUGAUUUUACCAUCAAAAUAUGGGAUUGGGAGCUCGGCGACCUGGAAAGAACAAUCAAAGCACACACAAGAGCAGUGCUAGAUGUUGACUACGGUGGUCCACGAGGUGGCAUCCUUCUGGCAUCCUGCAGCUCUGACCUGUCCAUCAAGCUAUGGGAUCCGGCAGACGAAUACAGGAAUGUUCGCACCUUGCUAGGCCAUGAGCAUAGCGUCAGUGCCGUUCGUUUCAUCUCUUCCGGGGAUUCUGUCUCACCGAUGUCUGGGAAUUUGCUUGUUAGCGCAAGCAGAGACAAUGUUCUGAAGAUAUGGGAUGUCACCACUGGGUACUGCGUAAAGACAAUACAAGGCCAUACUGGCUGGAUCCGAGAUGUUUGCCCCUCGUUCGACGGCCGCCUCCUCUUGUCAACCGGAGACGAUAAGACCGCUCGAUUAUGGGAUAUUUCCUUCUCCAAUCCGAAAAACAUGUCCACGAUGGUUGGCCAUCAGCACUAUAAUGAAUGCUGCGCAUUUGCUCCACCUGCCUCGUACAAGUACCUUGCACCCUUGGCCGGAUUGAAGAAACCGCCACCUCAACAGCAUGCCGCAGAGUUCAUGGCGACUGGGUCGAGAGACAAAACCGUCAAACUCUGGGAUGCUCAUGGGACAUGCUUCAUGACACUAGUAGGUCAUGACAACUGGGUGCGAGCGCUUGUUUUCCAUCCCGGAGGCCAGUAUCUACUUUCAGCGUCGGAUGACAAGACGCUCCGGUGCUGGGAUCUAAGCCAAGAUGGGAAGUGCGUCCUGACAGUCAAUGGCGUGCACGAGGCCUUUGUCACUUGUUUGAGAUGGGCACCCAAUAUUGUCAAAGAUGCUCCCGUGCUUGAUGGUAGCACUGCUGCUGCAACAGACUCCCCUAACACACAGAUCCGUUGCGUUGUCGCUACCGGUGGCGUGGAUUCGAAGUUAAGGAUCUUCGCAAGCUAGAUUGGCGCAUGGAUCAAUAGUAACGGUACCAGACAUGACCAUUCAUACCCUCCCAGAAUGUGGAAAUGCCGUGUUUGACGAAUCAUACAUCUUGGGCACCCGGGCUUACAGAACCACGCAGAGCCGCCAAGAGCACCUCGUUUUGAUGUCUUUAUGGACAAUCGAGGAAUUCAACUUCCUGAGGUAUAGUAGACGAACAAUAACACUUCAGCAUCCGAAAUCUCUGGCCGAAGUAACGAAAACGAUCUCGGAAGAAGGUCGUUCCGGAUCUCGGCAUCUUACCUCGACUAUUGUCGGGAACACCGUCUUGGGUUGGCCCAUGCCAUUCCACCAACUUCCGGAUCACUGCAAUGUCAAGCGUGAAUGGCGCCUUGUCAGUAAUUGCCUGGACAGAUGAUGGAAAUGCAGUAUUUGAUGUCAGGAGACCUCUUACUGUGGAGGGGAAAGACCGGUAAGUAUCGCUUCUGGUCACCAGGCUACUGUGGAGGUCGGAAGGCAACAGGGCUAUUCUUCCAAACAAACCGAAGAAGGCUACCUCUUUGUUCUUCUAUUGGACCCCUUGCCAAUCUGCCUCUUGCGAAAUGGACGUCUCAGCUCACGAGGCAUCAAUAUGCCCUCUAAUCUUUGUCACUACCCUUACUAUUCUCCCUUCUCCUGUUGAUAUAUGACGUCUCUACCCUAGCUUUCGCCGAUCCCUGUCAAUGGCGGCACACCCUAUGAAGCUCGUUGUCGCAAACUCUAGCCACCCUGCCAUUGCUGUAUCUGCCGUUUGAACAGGGUGACGUGGGGUUUCCCUCUUCCGCCACAAGACCUGCAGUCACCACCACCCGGAGAGGUGCCUCGACCACCACAAGCCGAGCAAUUUGGGGCAUUUGGCUUGACUGUUCGUCCUGUCCCGCUGCAAGUUCCGCAGAGCACGGUGAUGUUCUUCGGAGCAUCUUGGAAACCUCUGCAAACUCUGCAGACCAUUUUCGAGAUGCUACAAAUGGUUAACGGAAGGGGCACAGAGGGACGGCCAGGAGAGCUCACUGAUAAAGGUUUGUUCGUACUUGUCCCCGUCACAGAGAAGCUAGACAGAUGUUAGCCUACUUAGACCAAUCGACUCCUAAGCAUAAGGCACCCUUCUCGAUAUAUCGACGAUGCAAGUGUUGAAAAGACGCGACAGUCCGCCAGGCUGCCGCCUCGACCAUCAGAAUAACCCCUCAAGGAGCAUAAACAAUUCCAGUUCAAGUCUUAUUUAGCUAGAUUCCUACAUAAGUGUCCUUCACCUUCAUACUUAAUUAUAAUAUUGCGUCAAUCUAUCUAAUACCAUAUUCGAAACCCCGCUUGAGCUCAAUCCUGAAUCUACAUAGCACUCCCAUAUCUCGUAAGGCCAUAAUGUCUCGUCGAUCAAACACAAAAGAUUUCAGCCCGCC